Molecule: messenger RNA, 1283 nt
Organism: Osmerus eperlanus (European smelt)
Lineage: Eukaryota; Metazoa; Chordata; Actinopteri; Osmeriformes; Osmeridae
Product: protein shisa-6-like
Exons: 4
Biological process (GO): regulation of short-term neuronal synaptic plasticity; regulation of AMPA receptor activity
Cellular component (GO): postsynaptic density; AMPA glutamate receptor complex; postsynaptic membrane
Source: RefSeq, a predicted model, not a curated record
CACCGAGCCAGACAGAGUGCAACUCGGGAAUCUUAAGAGAGCACAACUUUCAAUUGAGCAAGAUGUAAGCUUUGCAUUUGACUAAACUCGACUCAGAGGGCGGUCUCUCCAGAUCAGCACGUUGGACAGCGACAGAGUGCUUAUUUCAGGACUUCCAAACCGAAGGAGAGCGCACGCGGUGCCCCGUUGACGAGAGCGCAUCGCAGAACGCAAUCAAGACAUGCAAUCCAGUCUCUUCUUAAAUGGCGCAAUGGGUUUCAGCGCUUCAUUUAACCGCUUGCACUGAACUAAUGGCGUCGUCGAAAUCAAUACCCACUGUUGUAUCCAGUAUGACAAAGGCAUCUGUACUUAGGGGAGUAACGGCAGCCUUAGAUGCCAGGACAUCUGAAGUCGCAGAUGACUGAGUCCCUUCACGCACCUUUGAUAGAUAGCCUAGAAUAUUUAAUAGAAUUGACAAGUUAAUCACACCAUGGGUAUACGACACCUUUUGCUCCUUCUUAUAUACUUGGACCCUCUGAGCGUUCUCAGUGCCGCUACGGCCGGUAAAAAGGUAAAGUCGCUACCGAAGAAGAUAGUCAAGCCGAAAGACGCGAACGCUACCGUGGCGGUUCCCACCGCUUCCCCGCAGAAGAAUCCCCAAGUCCAGCUACCGGUCGCCAGUAACCACGAUACUUGUCUGGGCUACUACGACGUCAGCGGACAAUAUGACAAACAGUUCGAGUGCAACAACACCGAUCACCGUUACUGCUGCGGCACGUGUUUCCUGCGCUUCUGCUGUCAGUUCAAAGGGAACCGGAUAGAUCAGAAAGCAUGCACAAACUACCACACACCGGACUGGGUGAAGACGGUUGCCCCGUCGCCUAUCCCAACGGGGGAAACCUACGAUCCGAGCAUGGAUCAGACGAACACAGCCGUCUAUAUCACGUGUGGGAUCAUUGCGUUCAUCAUAGUACUCGGGGUGUCGGUGAAAGUUGCCUACGACAAAGCUACGGAGCCGCCUCAGGAGAUGAACAUUCAUAGAGCCCUAGCAGACAUUCUGAGGCAGCAGGGUCCCAUCCCCAUCUCCCAGUACGACUGUGAGAACUUCGCCGCGAUGAAUGGCUCCCCCAAGGACAACACACCCAUGAGGACCUCCUCCAAGAACCACUACACGCCGGUCCACACCUCCAAGUCCAACCACGGUCUCCACUACGGGAAGGAGAGUGUCCGCAGCAGUGGAGGUCACGACCUUCACAACUUCAUCUCCUCCGGCUUCGUUACCUUGGGAAGAGGUCCUCAGAAAG